Messenger RNA from Closterium sp. NIES-65, 3435 nucleotides. The record is from the annotation of a GenBank genome assembly. Lineage: Eukaryota; Viridiplantae; Streptophyta; Zygnematophyceae; Desmidiales; Closteriaceae.
AUGGGUGGCGGAGCCUCGGAACAGGUUCGCUGGAGUGAGGGUGGGAAGGACACGUCAGAAUUAGGCGGCAACGUAAAAAGGGAUAGCAAAUAUACUGAUAGUAAAUUUGAGUUUGCCAGAAGGAGUGACAGUGGCUAUCAAAGGAGCAGCAGCCGGACCAAUGGUAACAACAGUGAGCAUGACAAAAGCCGCAGGAAUGAAUCAGCCGAGUCCGCUCUACACGACUAUAACGAGUACAAUCAUAACGAGUACAAGAACAUCCCGGGGUGGGAGUGGGAGGAGGGCGAGCAGGAGGAGGAGGCAGCAGAGGCCGAGUUUGAGGCAGUGGCCCGCCUGUGGGAGGAGAUGGAAGCUUCUGGGAAGGUGCACCCGCUGAGUGCCCCUGUGGGGGGAUUGCGAUGGAAGCAGGAGGCUCAGGAACGGUUCCCGGAUCUAGCCCGCACUGCCGGCGUGUUCCCUUACAUGGGGGAUGUGAUCGAGAGGGAGGAGCUAGACACGCCCUACUCCUGCCGCUUGGCCCGCACUGCCGGGGUGUUUCCCUACAUGGGGGAUGUGAUCGAGAGGGAGGAGCUAGACACGCCGUAUGACUACGCCCCUCCUCCAGAGAUAGACAGUGAAGUUGCCUAUCCAUACUUGUGUGUGUUUCCUCCCUGUCUGCCUGCCUACAUGGGGGAUGUGAUCGAGAGGGAGGAGCUAGACACGCCGUAUGGCUACGCCCCUCCCCGGGUCAUCGACACUGAAUCCCUUGCAAUGAUCGACAGGCUUCAGGACCUGCUGACUGCCCUCCGGCUCUUCCUCCCCCACGCACUCUCCACCCCACUCCCUGCACCUCCGGUGACUUCCAAGAAGGAGGGGGGCGAAGGGAAGGGCCAGGGGGAUUGGGAACAGCAAGAGGAGGGACAGAAGGAAGAGGAAUGGGAGAAUGAGCGGAUUCACGAGGACAAACCACUGCGGCAGCGGCAGCAGCAGCAGCAGCAACAGCCACAGGAGCAGCAGCAGCAACAGCGUCAGGAGAGGCAGGAGCAGCAGGAGCAACAGUCACGGGCACGACGGGAAGAGCCUGUGGAUAUCUUUGCGUUGGGAUUGGUGGAGGAGGGGGUUCGAGUGCAGAACCCUGUGGUGUGCGUUUGGGGGCAAGAUAGAUGGCAACAGUGGCUGCACCUGAUGGGGUCAGCAGGGGGGCAUCUGCAUCUGCACCAUCUCUACUCCGAAACUCUCGUGAAGGCGCCGGGUGCCCAUUCCUUAUCCAUGGUGCCCAUUCCUUAUCCAGACCGUCGCUGGAUCACUGCCCUCUGGACAAUCCUUUUAGCUAAGAGCGGGCGGCAAGCAGUGGCAGGCAUGGGGCUGUCCGACUGGUGGAAGAGGAAUCUUCCUGAGCACGAGGCGGAGAUCAGGAGGAACCUUCCUGAAGAGGAGGGGCAGGAUGAAAGGGGUGGUGUGGGAAGAAAUGGGAAACUUGGUGCUGAGAAGGGAAAGGAUGAAUGGAGGCAAGGGGAUGAGGAGGAAGAGGAGGAGGAGCAAAGUCGGAUAAAUGGAGGUAGCAGUAGCAGUGGUGGGGGAAAAGGGAUUGGCACGGGCCGAACCGCAGCUCCGGCAGGGCAGCCUGGCUCGGCAGCGAGUGCACCCGCAGGCUCGCCACUAGCCUCGGCAGCGAGCGCCGGCCGAGCCUCGGGUCCAGGGUCGGAUCAGGCUGGGAGCGAGCGCAGGGGCUGGAAUCUGCUGUUCGGCGGGGGAGGGGAAGAGAGAGGGGGGCAGGGCGCGGGGGGAAGGGGAGGGGGCGCAGCGGCGGAGGCGGAGAGCAAGGGGGAGAGCGGCGGCGGAUGGUUAUCGCGGUUCCAGACCUUUCUGCGGCUGGGGAAGGGCGGCGCGGGGAAGGCAGGGGAACCGAAGCGCUUGACACACGCGGAGGGUCUUACUGAAUUCGCCAACCAGCUGAAGCGGGCGCGGCAGUUCGGGCAGCUGACAACUUUCGGGAAAAGUCUGCCCAAGGGCGGGCAGAGCGUGGUGACAAAUUCUCUGAGGAAGCAGGAAGUCAUCACUCUGGCGCUUGCCGCCUAUGCUGCUGAAGCCAAACUGGCCGGCGAGCGGCUAUCCAUCCCCUUCAGUGUGCGGCAGCGCGUUGCCAGCGAGACCGGCAGCACCAUGGGGGAGAUUGACAUGCUCUUAGCUAAGUACGAGUGGUUUGCCGAAGCGGCCAACAGAAUGCAGGCGCUGCAAGACCAGGGCAAACCGCUCCCUCGGUCCUUUGCAGAGAUCGAGCAAAUGAUGGGCGGGCCUUGGUCCCCACCCAAAACGGGAGCACGUUCGGGUGCUAGUGCUGGUUUGGCUGGCGGUGCAGGCUCGGCAGCAGCAGCUCCAGCUCGCAACAACCCAUGCCCAUGUGGGUCUGGGAAGAAAUAUAAGAGGUCCUCGCGAUUGGCUGCCUUGCAAUCGACCAACGAGCUCUCCUCCUCCGUCAAACCCUCUGCAGCAUCAGCAGAAGCCGGUGCGGCUGCUUUUCAGGCGCGUAAGCAGUCGAGAAAGAAACCAUCCUCUGCAACCAAACGAUCUUCGGCAGCAGCAGUGACAGCCAGGGGCGCUGCUGCUGCUGCAGCUGCUGCUGGUGCCGGCGAGUUGAAGCGGAAGCGAGCAGUGGGGGCAGGGAAGACGCAAGUACCGGACAGGGCCCUGGAGCAAUCCCUGUGGUCGCGCAAGUUCAAGCACGUGUAUGGGGUGGAUGAGGCGGGGCGAGGGCCGCUGACAGGACCAUCGGCAACCCCUCUCCCCUCCCUCCCUUUCACUCCCCAUCCCGCUCUCCUCCCAGCAAUCCCUGUGGUCCCGGGGGGUCAAGCACGUGGGUUCAAGCACGUGUACGGGGUGGAUGAGGCGGGGCGAGGGCCUCUCGCAGGGCCCGUGGUGGCUGCUGCUUGUGCCGUGCCUGCUGGGUUGGAGAUCCCAGGUCUGGCGGACAGCAAGAAGCUCACAGAAAAGCAGAGGGAGGAGAUUUUUGAUGCCAUUAUCGGGAACCCUGACAUUUUUUACGCUGUGGACAUAGUGGGGCCAGCGGAGAUCGAUAGGGUGAACAUCCUCGAGGCAACGAUGCUAGCGAUGGCAAACACUAUUGCUAAAGUGGUUGAGGACCCCCAAAGUCCAUCCCCUGACUAUGUGCUAGUGGACGGUAACAGGGUUCCUAAGGGGCUGCCCUGUGCUGCCGAGGCUGUUGUCAAGGGUGAUGCCACAUGCUAUGCCAUCGCGGCUGCUUCCAUCCUUGCCAAAGUGACAAGGGAUCGACUCAUGCUCAAAUUCGACAGGCUCUACCCAGCAUACGAUUUCAAGCAGCACAAGGGCUACGGCACAGCUGCGCACAUGAAAGCACUCCUAGCUCACGGUCCUUGCCCCAUCCACCGCCGAUCCUUCGCCCCAAUCAAGGACUGGACUGUUCUAGACGAGAAAUGA